Exophiala spinifera is the source of this 411-nucleotide messenger RNA. RefSeq lists its product as uncharacterized. The record is from RefSeq and is a predicted model, not a curated record. Lineage: Eukaryota; Fungi; Ascomycota; Eurotiomycetes; Chaetothyriales; Herpotrichiellaceae. Bases 1 to 411 code for a protein of 136 amino acids. The transcript has 2 exons.
AUGUCUGGCCCUCUGAAUGUAUUCAGGCAACCUCUGGCGUUCUUUUCCAACAGGCCCCCAACGGGUUUCCACAGAGAUGGUUACUGCAAGACCGGGGCCGCGGACUUCGGCAACCACGCAGUGGCAGGCGUUCUUACAAACGAAUUCUUGGACUUCUCAGCAUCGCAGGGGAAUGAUCUUCGAAGUGCAGGGUUGACGGAAGGAUGCAAAUGGUGUCUUUGCACAUCGAGAUGGCUGGAAGCAUUACAGGCAUAUAGAGAUGGGAGGAUCAGUAGGAACGGGGUGCCGAGGGUGCAUUUGGAGGCCACGGAGGAUAGUGCUCUGAGGCAGGUGGAUUUGGACACGUUUCGAGAAUUCUCGGCGAGGCCAGAAGGUGGUGCAAAUGGUGUUAAUGGUGUCAAUGGCCAUUAG